Messenger RNA from Xiphophorus hellerii (green swordtail), 1997 nucleotides. Its product is annotated as receptor activity-modifying protein 1-like. Lineage: Eukaryota; Metazoa; Chordata; Actinopteri; Cyprinodontiformes; Poeciliidae. The transcript has 4 exons. Gene Ontology annotation, molecular function: coreceptor activity. Bases 159 to 599 code for a protein of 146 amino acids. The record is from RefSeq and is a predicted model, not a curated record. Gene Ontology annotation, cellular component: signaling receptor complex; cell surface; membrane. Gene Ontology annotation, biological process: cellular response to hormone stimulus; regulation of G protein-coupled receptor signaling pathway; protein localization to plasma membrane.
ACUCGGGGCUCAGAUGACAGGCUGUGAUCGGGGCGGUAGGGAGUGGGCAGGAGUCUCACUGGAACCGGAACCAACAGCUCUGGCUGGAGAGGCGAGUCCAGAACGAGGCCCGUGUUUUCUGAGCUGCAGCCAGUGAGGAGGUGAAGUUUGUUUCCAGCAUGGCUCUUCUGCUGCUGCUGCUGCUUCUGCUGCUGAUUCUUGCAGCUCACGUCGGUCCUUCCGAGUGUGGAUGCGACGGCCGGCUCUACCAGAAGGUGAUCAACGACCUCUGCUUCAACCGCUUCGAGGAGGAGAUGGUCAGACUGGACUCGGGAAGGUGGUGCAGCUGGCCGGAAACAAUGGAGAUCUAUGAGGGACUGACUAACUGCACCUGCCAGGUGGCUUUGAGGAUGGACUGCUUCUGGCCCAACCGGCUGGUGGACGACUUCUUCAUGAAGAUUCAUAAUACGUACUUCCACCACUGCGCCCUGACCGGCCGGCUCCUCCAGGAGCCAUCAAUCGGUAUCCUGGCGCCCUUCAUCGGCGUGUCAGUGCUGAUCGCCCUGCUCAUGACCGCAGUCGUGGUUUGGAGGAGCAAACGCACAGAAGGGAUGCUGUAGAGGUGGUGAAGGAGCUUGAGUUGGUCUCAGUACUUGGAGAUGGACUCAUAGCAUCAUGAGCCACAGUGAGGGAACUUCAUGUACUUUGAGAAGCUGAUGUAUAUCUUAGAAGAUGCCUUAGAAGACGCUAAACUGUAGUGAAGACAAACAAAAUAGUGUCGCCUCUACAAAAGCGUACAAGUGUUGAGUUUAAACUACGUCUGCAUCAACAACUGAGAGGAAAUGAGGUGCAGGACUCUUGAAAAUGUAAAGAAAUGCAACAGCACAACAAAUUAAGCUUUGAAGGAAACGUUUGGGCUAUAUUUAUUUGUAUUAUUCUGAAAGCUCUUUUGUACGAUUUUGCGAUUGACGGUCAAGGCUACAAGGCAAAUGUUGGGAUCAGCCUCUGAUCUGCGGCUGUUUUUAAAAAAGUGACGAAAGAUUCUCCUUGUGGAGAUUUCGGAAAACCGUCCAAAGUAUUUAUGCAAAGAUCUGCGAGUAAAUUUGACUUUUCGUUGCAGCCAAAAGUUCAUGAAAAUCCACAAAUUUUUUUUAUUAUGGUCAAUAAUUCUUCUCACAGCCGACAAUGACUGCUGCUUGUUUAAGAGGUGUUAAGACAAGAAGAAGGUGAUUUAAGGCACAUCUGCUCCUCAGUUAUAGGCAUUGGUUGCCUGAGUGACUUCAACAUCACUCUUUCACAAGUGACAAUGGUGAACUGAUAUUAGCUGUCAGUUCUGAUCUAAAAACAAAGUCAGGGUUAAUGUGUAUGCAUAGAUCUAUCAAUAUAUCAAUAAAAAAAACCACAACAAAGCAGUACAAUAUGCAGAAAAAUAUAAAGAAAUAACUGUGUAUAUAUACAGAAAAACUUAAGACCUGUUCCAAGGAGACAUGUGCCUUGGUAUUCACUCUAAUUUUCAUAUUUUGUGUUUAAAAUAUACAUUGUGAUUGUCCAGCGUCUGAGUGUGUAGCAUUCACCAAUGAAAGAUUAACAGGAGGAAAGUGUUUCUCUGUUCCUGUUUAAUAAUCAUAAGAACAAGAAAACUGACAGCAAGCAGAGAGGCUCAAAAUUCCACGAGUGAAAGUGAUAUGAAUGUGUAUAUAUGAAAACCAGUUUGUUAAUGUGCAACAAAAUAAAUUGAAAAGGAACACAAUAAUAAUAAUAAUAAGCUUCCUGUCACCAGUGAAAUAUGAGAUUAAGUUGCUGUAUGCUGGUCUUUAGCUGCUUUUCUUUUUUAUGUCUGAAUGUGAGUUUGGUUAUUAUGUCUGUAACUAAAAACUUUUUUGUUUCAGCUAUCCUUAAGUAUUAUUUUUGUUAGUAGUGCUAUAAAAUUUUAGGAAAAUUAUAUUUAUUUCCUGAAUUCAUAUCUUGCUACACUUUUUUCCGAUAUCAUGAACUGAAAAUAAAAGUACUUGAUCCAA